Molecule: messenger RNA, 1923 nt
Organism: Epinephelus fuscoguttatus (brown-marbled grouper)
Lineage: Eukaryota; Metazoa; Chordata; Actinopteri; Perciformes; Serranidae
Product: exostosin-1
Exons: 9
Coding region: 1-1305 (434 amino acids)
Cellular component (GO): membrane
Molecular function (GO): glycosyltransferase activity
Source: RefSeq, a predicted model, not a curated record
AUGAGUCACUAUUCCACUGCCUGUGUUGGCACUGUAACUUUUAGUCAAGAGGUUUUGGGUUCAUGGCCAGAACACCAGAAGUGUCCUGGGCUCCAGAUCCACCACCUCUUCAGGGCUGAUGAUGUGAGGCUCUUCAGGAACAUUGGCUACAACGCAACUCAAUCCUUCUUCGGCUUCAUUAUCAAGCUGAGCGGGGCAGAUAAGGUCAUGUCUGACCUCAUCAAGCAGGUUCCCUCCAUUACCCGGUCUGUGGGCCGUGACAGGAUCUUGGCUCUCCGCCAGCAGACUCAGUUCCUCUGGGACGCCUACUUUUCUUCUGUAACCAAAAUCGUCUUAACUACUCUGGAGAUCAUCCAGGACCGCGUGGACUCCCAUGUGUCCAGAAACCGCUUGUUGUGGAAUUCCCUACCUGGUGGUCUCUAUGCACUCCCCCAGUAUUCAACUGACCCUGCCCAGUUCCCUUUUUACUAUGCCAUAUUGGGUAAGAGUCCGUCACAGCAGUUCACAGCUGUGAUCCAUACGGUUACUCCUCUGCAGUCCCAGAUCUCCCCUGUGGUGAAGCUCAUCAUCGCUGUAGCCAAGUCCAAGUUCUGUGCACAGAUUGUGAUUUUAUGGAACUGCGACAAGCCUUUACCUCCAAGGAACAAGUGGCCCUCCACCAGCGUGCCUCUCACUGUCAUUGAAGGACAGACCAAGACGAUGAGCAGUCGUUUUUUCCCCCACGACGCCAUCCUCACUGAUGCCAUCCUCAGUCUGGAUGAAGACUCGGUUCUCUCAACAAACGAGGUGGAUUUUGCCUUCAUUGUAUGGCAAAGCUUCCCGGAGCGUAUUGUUGGUUAUCCAGCGAGGAGCCACUACUGGGAUAGCUCCAGAUCCCGCUGGGGCUACACCUCCAAAUGGACCAACGACUACUCCAUGGUCCUCACGGGCGCAGCUUUCUACCACAGAUACUACCACUACCUGUUCACCCACUACGUAAAUGCCAACCUGUUGACCAUGGUGGACCGCAUGGCUAAUUGCGAAGACAUCCUGAUGAACUUCUUGGUUUCGGCUGUUACCAAGCAGCCGCCGAUCAAAGUCACGCAGAAGAAGCAGUACAAGGAAACCAUGAUGAGCCAGGGCUCCAAAUCGUCUCGGUGGGCCGACCCAGACCACUUCGCCCAGCGACAGACCUGCAUGAAUGCCUUCAGUCACUGGCUGGGUUUCAUGCCCCUGGUGCACUCCCAGAUGAGGCUGGACCCUGUGUUGUUCAGGGACCAGGUUUCCAUCCUGAGGAAGAAAUACAGGGACAUUGAGAGGCUGUGAGUGCACAAGGAUGCACACCAAAUCAUUGUGUGUGUUCGAGAUGCCGUGACAGGAAUACACACACUGAAUGUGAACAUUUGUGAGGCUAUAAAGGAAAACUCCCACAUGGACACCAGAGAUAAAAAAAAAAAAAAUAAAAUCGUGAGGUAUGCAUACGGCAUAUAACUGCGUAUUUCUAUGAAGAAUAAAAAGAAAAACACAAUUCUGUGUGUGCGGUUGAUAACAGCGAGUGACUGUGCAUAUCCGCCAUAUACUUAAAUAAGAAUGCAUGGAUACACAUGCAACAAAGACCUGGACACAUUCAAGACUGUCCUGACCACAGACAUACAGUAUGUGUUGCAUGGUUUGAACAAGACAACUGUACAAGGACCUGAAAACAUAAUGUGUUGGAAUUAAAAAAGAAGACCUAAGAGCUAUGUUUACUGUGGAGGUCCGAGUGUUGAGGAAGAGUAUACAGUAUAAUGGACAAAGGUAAAGGGAUUUAUGGGCUAUAGAUUGUAUUCAUAAGGUCAAAGGACACACUCUGUGGGGUUAUGUAUGUAAAGUAUAGACACAUUGUGGACAAAAGGGACACACUAGCUUCUGGGUCAUGCCACGUUACAGCUGCUACUCCAAAAC